This is a messenger RNA of Penicillium salamii, 4158 nucleotides long. NCBI's taxonomy places the organism in Eukaryota, Fungi, Ascomycota, Eurotiomycetes, Eurotiales, Aspergillaceae. The record is from the annotation of a GenBank genome assembly.
AUGCAUCAAGCCAUACUCAAUAUCGAUGCGUCUGUUUGCCGCGAUCUGGGAGAGAUCGGGCACGGAGAGAUGGUGCACAUCAGUGGACGCAUGGAAGAGAUUUUCAGGGACACGAAGACUUCUCAGAAUGAAAGAGCUCGGAUUCGGGAGGAAAUUUUGAAGAUCCAAAACUUCCAGCUAAUCUCAAGCUUGACGAUUGCAGAUGGAGCGCGAUUUGAAUCCCCAAAAAAUCAAGAGAGUGCUCGAUGCUUUGAAGAAACCCAGGUUGAAGUUCUUAGACAGAUCCGAGCUUGGAUUAUGUCCCCUGAACCAGCUCAUAUGUUCAGGCUUCCAGGAAUGGCCGGUAUGGGGAAGUCCACAAUCGCACGAACCGUUGCGGCAGAGUGUCGCAAUUCGAAAUCUUUGACUGGCAAUUUCUCCCUCGGAGCGAGUUUCUUCUUUGACGAAAAAGAAAAAUCCCAAAAUAAUGCGGCGCGUUUGUUUCCUACCCUGUGUCGCUCACUUGCAGAAUGUCUCCCGCAACUGAAAGCCGACAUCGUCGAGUCCAUCGGAAAUGACAAAGACUUUGCAAACGGAUCACUCAGCGACCAGUGGGAGAAGCUCAUCCUCAACCCAAUUUCAAAGUUGGAGGAGGAAAAUCACCCUCUACCUUUGACACUGGUUGUGGUGAUAGACGCCCUUGAUGAGUGCAAGCCCAGAAGAGAUGACAUGGAUGAUGUUCAUACCGUAGUGAACUUGAUCGCCAAGGCUCACAUACUGAAGGUCAUCAGACUGAAAUUCCUCUUCACUAGCAGGCCAGAAGCAUAUAUCAAUUCAACCUUCGAAUCCAAGCCCGACACCCUUCUUCGCAAAUAUGAAGUCCAGAAAGUACAGCCGAACUUUAGCAGCGGAGAUAGUGAAGACGACAUUACUCGAUGGUUGAGGCAUCAACUAGGUGCAAUCGCUGAGGACCAUCAGCUUGGGCCUAAAUGGCCUGACAAAGAGAGAUUCAGAGGACUGGUCGAGAAAACUGACGGACUAUGGCAAUACGCUUCUACGGCCUGCAAGUUCAUAGGCGACCGGCGUUUGAACCCUCCCAGCGUGGUAGUUGGGAGAUUGGAUCUCCUCCUAAAAGAAGGCGGCGACGUUCGGAAUCGACCCCCUGAGCACAAUUUGGAUGAAAUUUACGAACGGAUUCUAAACAACCACGUUGCUUUUCUUGUCCCAGUCGAAAAAGUUAACGCUAUCCGUCUUUUUCAAAUGGCGGUUGGAGCAAUCGUCGUGCUUUGUCAACAAAUCUCAAUCACGGCCCUGAGCGAUCUUCUAUUUGCGGAUAAAAACGAGGUUGGACAGGCUCUCGUGGGAUUAGGCUCACUGAUACAUUUGGGCCACGGCGAAGGCUCCCCGAUUCGCCUGGCACAUCUCUCCUUCAGUGAUUAUCUUCUUGACAAGAACAGAUGUCUGGAAGGUGGCUUCCGCAUUUCGAAGGAAGUCAAGCAUGGUGAAUUGCUGGGACAUUGCCUCAAAACCCUUUCUGACAGUUUGAGAUCUGAUAUUUCCCAAUUUGGGAGCUUUUCCAUGCUUAGGCAGGAUAUCGACCCACAAGUUCUCAGCGAGUGUCUUCCUGCUCAUGUCCAAUAUGCUUGCCUGUAUUGGAUUGAGCAUCUACUGUCAAGUGACAGCCAUCCCCUUGACGAUGGGCCAGUGCAUGGCUUGUUGAAAGAACAUCUUCUGAACUGGAUUGAGGCUUUGAGUCUGAUGGACAGGGUAUCUAGUGGAAUGCAUGCUGUGGUGAUGCUUUCGGGGCAUUUAAUGGAUCUUCCUCACGAUGGAAGACACGAGCUACGAGCCUUUGUCUAUGACGUGAAACGUUUCAUGCUUCAUUGCAGAUCUACCAUUCAGAUGGCACCCUUGCAGAUUUACAGAUCCGCUCUCAUUUACUGUCCCUAUGAAAGCCUGGUUCGGAAACAGUAUGGGCAUUUGAUAUCCGAAUGGAGUACUCUGGUGAGUAUGGAUACAAACUGGAGUCCUUUGCUUCAGACCCUCCAGGACAAUGGUUCUUGUCGGAGAAUUGAUGUCGCCUUAUCAUCUGAAGGCAAGCUGGUUGCUUCUUCUAAAGGGUCGGUCUGGGACACAAAUACAGGGACACUCCUCAAAACCUUUGAUACGAACGGAAAAGGACACGCUGUCACAUUCUCUCACGGCGGAAAUCAUGUCAUGAUAUUUUCUCUCCUUGGAGGAGUCGAAGUAUGGGAUGUGCCUACAGGGAGUCUGGUCCAAAAGACUGAAUACCGGCAUUCAUUUGACUGGCCCGAUGUCAACUCGGCUCAGAGGAGUAUGACGCCAGAUAAAUCCCGCGCUGCCUAUGCUCUUCAAGGCAAGAUUGUGGUCUCUGAUACGCGGGAUGGCAGGGUAACUGACUUUGAAGUUACUUCGUACCCCACCUUGAGCUUGGCCUUGUCAUUGUCACCUUGUGGUGAUUAUUUAGCGAUCGUCGGGAACGGUGAGAUGCUUCAGGUCUGGAACACAAACUCUGGUGGCUUAGUGCAUGACUUCACAGAGGAUCUCGCCGGGCAAGACGUGUCUCAUGUGGCCUUCUCACAUGAUGGGCGUUUUGUGACAGCGGCUGGUUCAGACAUUUGGAUCUGGAGUAUGGAAAAUUUUGAGGUCUUCAAUAUUGAUAACGAUGACGUGGUCACUCACAUCGCUUUUUCGCCAGUCGGAAGUUUUCUGUGUGCUUCCAGCGAAUUCGAUGGGGUUGUUUCAUGGUGGGACUGGGCUUCCGGGACGCUUGUUAGCAGCAUCAAGUCCGAUCAUGGUUUGAGCCAGCUUUCACAAGAUGGCAGACUUUGCGCACUAUUACCGUUUGAUGACUCUUUUUCGGGUCGAGUGCCCUCAAAUCAAAUCAAAGUCUGGAAUCCCAGCUCUGGCGAGGACCCAAGGUUCCUUGAUGGCCACUCCAAAUCUGCCCGGAGUGUUUCCUUUUCAAGGAAUGCUUCUCUUCUAGCUUCCACUUCAGAUGAUGGCACUGUUCGUCUUUGGGAUCUUACGGGUCACGCUGGAAGUCAGCGGCCGGUCGAUGUUGGCCUAGAAACAAUCACGCGACUGUAUAUUUUCUCCGACUACCAGCAUGUGGUUGCAUCAGACAGGCGGAAACAAUGCCUCUGCAAUCGUGGCACUGAUGAGUUUCUUGAACAUGUCCAAACCCAUGAUUCCAUGAUGAUAGCCUACUCACCAAAUGGCAUGAUGUAUGCCUAUAUCCAUACAAUGGAGAACAGUCAGCUAGCAUUCAGCGCAGACAGUGAGCUUAUAGCACAUAGUUAUCUUGGAUUCAACGAGAAUGAUGAAGAUAAUCAACAGGGCCUGAUCGAGAUCUGGGAGGUGAGAUCCGGUACUUCACGGGCAUUGCUUCAUCUGGAGCACUACAGAUGUUCCGCCUUGGUGUUUUCAAUGGAUGCUAAUUAUAUGGCCGUUGCAAUUGAUCUAUAUCCCAGAAUUGCUUCAGUCACUGGUGAUUCUAAUGAGAGGGAUACUGAGAACCAUUGCUCGGUCGUCCCAUUUCAGCCAGCCAUAUUGAUUUGGAACAUUUCCGAUCGAGAUGGUGACACUAAUUCAGCGAUGAUAUCAAUAUCUGCUGAUGAUGGAAUAUAUGACGGGUAUUGGCCCAAGAUUGAUGAGCUGGCAUGGUCGCCAGAUGGAAAGGUUCUUGCCUCGGUAAACAAGUUUGGAGAUAUCUUUCUUUGGGAAAUCUCUACCAGGUCCUUGAAGGUAGAACUGGCCGACCCUGGCUGGUCGUGUUUUGAGGUUAUCAUAUUCUCCCCCGAUGGAAGAUACUUGGCUGCCUCAUGCUUAGAAGGGCCCACCGCUCUAUGGGACAUGUCCACGGAUGAGUUCAUCGGCACCCGACAAAUCGGAGCAGAAAAGCACUCCUUGCAUUUUUCUGCUGAUGGCAAAACUAUUGAAACCUCAAUGGGCCGCCUUGAUGUUGAGUCCUUUUAUCCUGAGCCACGACGUGCAUCUCAUUUAGAUUUUGCAGUGGAAGACAAUUGGGUUUUGGUUGGGCAGGAAAAGGCUGUUCUGUUGCACCGCGAUUACAAGCCCACAUGCGUCGUCAUUGCAGGAGAUGUUCUGGUGAUGGGCCAUGAAUCAGGUCGGAUUUCCUAUCUUCAAAGGAACUGA